Oenanthe melanoleuca is the source of this 642-nucleotide messenger RNA. It is a transcript of the gene VMA21, whose product is annotated as vacuolar ATPase assembly factor VMA21. Lineage: Eukaryota; Metazoa; Chordata; Aves; Passeriformes; Muscicapidae. The record is from RefSeq and is a predicted model, not a curated record. The transcript is spliced from 3 exons. Gene Ontology annotation, biological process: vacuolar proton-transporting V-type ATPase complex assembly. Gene Ontology annotation, cellular component: endoplasmic reticulum membrane. The coding region runs from base 2 to 364 and encodes 120 amino acids.
CAUGCGCCGUCAUUGCGUCGGCUUCCGGCGGACCCGGGGAGGCGGCGGCGUCGCGAUGGAGCGGUUGGGGCCGGGGUCCGUGAGCGCCGUGCCUGUGGCCGAGUUCAGGCCAAAUGAGGGUUCAUUAACAUCAACUUUAAGAACGCUUCUGUUCUUCUCAGCUCUAAUGAUUACAUUACCUGUUGGGCUAUAUUUUUCAUCAAAGGCUUAUGUAUUUGAAGGUUCCUUGGGAAUGUCUGACAGAGACAGCUAUUUUUAUGCUGCCAUAGUUGCUGUAGUCACUGUCCACGUGGUACUUGCUCUCUUUGUUUAUGUUGCCUGGAAUGAGGGUUCGCGGCAGUGGCGCGAAGGCAAACAGGACUAAAAUGAAGAUCAUCAGUGUCUGAUAUCCACAGACCGUAAAUCAGAUUUUUUGUGAGCUGAAGGAAAAGCAUUCUUCCAAAUGUGUAAUAGACAUGCACAAAGAGGAGGCUAAUGCCUCAGUUGUGGUUAAAAAAAGACUUGUGCUCAUCUUGACUGUGUACUGGUGUUUUCUGUAAUGGUGAUGGAAGUUGUUCUUUAGCCAGCUUCUACUAUGUUGAGCUGAGGAGGCCUUCGCUUCAAUUAAAGUGGAAUAAUUACGUACUUUUGAAAACUUCUGUA